GUUGCAUUUGGACAAAGUAGACGAAGCAAGUCAGUGGUGCUGCUUGUUCGCGUAUCAAACAUUUUUAAUAUCAUUUUUCUGUUCGGUGUAUUGUGCAAAAAAUAUGUUCUUUUCGCCGGUGUGCCUCGUACCAUCGUGAGAAUAGUUUAACCAGUGUGUGCGGAUUUGGAGUACACGCAAGAUAGUGUAUUGUAAAAAUAUUGUUCAUUAGGAAAGAAAAGUUUGAAAAACCAUGAAACAUCAUACUUUAGCACAAAUGUUCAUACUAGUACUGAUGGUUGGUAACCGCUUCCUCAAUCGCUUCCAUCGAUCAGACCAUCGCCUGUAAAAUCUAUCCCGGCAUUCCCGGUAAAGUGGUAUUCGCUGAUUUUUUUUUCGUUUCAAACCGUCUGCAUUACACGUGUGUGGAAAAAGGUGUAUGUGCAAGAUAUUUUAGAAUAUUUAUUUCGUUUCAAACAAGUGUGGUAGUCGCGAAGCCUAUGUUCAGUGUCUAUGGCGAUUCGCAGCAGCUUAUGAUUGUUAGAAAAUGUUGCGAAAGUGAAAAUGUGUCGAAAAGUGUGCGUUAAAGCAGUGUGUGUAUGAAGCAUCCGGAAGAGCCGGUGAGUUCGUCGCGGUCCCUUAAGAGAAGGGACCAUCACGAAUAGUGUCUACCGUAGCGUAAGGAUAAUACAGUCGAAGCAUCCGCCAUCCUAUUCCCUCGAUAACGCACGCGACAUAGACUGCAGCAACCCCAUAAAGCAUCGGGCUGCAAGAUGUCGAAAACCAUCGAAACCCGCCUGCAGAGUAACGAGGUGCGAAUACCGAAGAAAUCGACCGAGUUCGACCUGUCCGCACCGGCUGCCCCGAGCCAGUACUUCAAGAGUUCGUUCGCCCGCUCCCUGUCGUUCAGCCAGGGGCCGGGAGGGCCCGGUGGCGGUCCGUACGGAAGCGCCGAGCAGCACUUCACCCGCUCGCUGGAUUUCGACGUUAACUUUGAUCCGACCGGCGGCGGCGGCGGCGUUGGUGGCGGUUUAUCUAACUUGCACCAAAUGACUCCAUCGUCCGCGUCGCCGGUGUACGAGGAAGAGCACGAGGGUGCGGUAUCGCGGGCGGAAAACGGUUCCGAUCAUGAGCUGGUGUCGCUCAACGGGAUGACCGGUAUCGAGGCUAGUAAUGGUGGCAUCGUCAAGACGCUUUGGAACUACGCCAAAGGACAGGAAGUAAAAUCGGCAAGCAGCAGCCCAGCGAAAAUGCUAAAAUCCAACGGCACGUCACGAAAAUCCAUCGAAGGCAACGAGAUAGAAGUUUUGCGGCUUCGUAAGGAAUGUCAGAACCUGAUCGAGGAGAACCGUCGACUUGUGAGCAUAGCGACGGCCGCCAGCGGAGGCGGGAAUGGUUUGGGCGGCACAGGAGGAGGAGGCGGUCCCUAUGCGCUGGGAGGUGGUGGUAUGCUGGGCGGUGUUGGCAGCGGAUCCGGUAGCCUGUCUACACUGGGCAUGGGUGUGCCGAACGGUGGCAACUACACCAGCGUUGAAUCUGUGAUCCUGCAAACCCAAGUCGAGACGCUCCAAUGGCAGCUGAAGCAGGUCGACUCCAGUAGACACAUGUACCGGGCAGUGAUGGAGGAGGUCGUGCGGUUUCUGGAUCGUUGCUAUCGUUCGCUGGACGCACUGCAGAGUGGCCAGAUUGGCCGGUCGAAGAGCGUGCUACAGGUGUCGAAGACGAGCAACGGCGGCACGCAGCAUAACCACAAUCACCACCACAGUAACAACCAUCACCACCACGACUCGGACAGUAGCAGUGCGAGCAGCCCGCGGGCCCGAAGCAGCACCAACCUGGUCGAUGUUCACCAGAAAACGUACACCAAAGCCACCAAUGGACGACUAGAUCAGCAGAGCCAGCACCAGAACCAGCACCAGCAGCACCAGCACCAGCAGAAGCAACAGCAUCAACCAUCCUCGCUGACGUUGAUCAACUCGUCGCCGACCUCGAGUCAGCAUGGCGCACCGUCAACUCACCCCGAGGACGAUUGCGCCGUUCCGCCAUCACCUGCCAGCUCCUAUAGCACCUUUAGAGAUUUUACUUGGCGACGCUCACCGAAACGAACCCAGACUCUGCCAAUUUCCAGCAACGAAGUUGACCCGGAGAAGCUGGCCCAGGAGGCGUUCCGUCUGCUGCGGACGGUGCAGAAUCUGCUCAACACCCAGGAACCGACGCUGGCCCAGUCGACGAAUGCACUGGACAGUCUGAUCUCGGCCUCUACGGCGGCUUCCAGCUGCGGCAGCAGCACCACCCUCACCGGUGUCGGGCUUUCCGGUGCAUCCGGUGCGGUUCUUGGCAGCACUCCGACCCUCACCGGGAACGGUAGUAUGGGAGGAGGUGGCGCUAGUGGGGUCGGUGGAGCCAAUGGGGGGCCGCUGGUCAACACACGGAGCAAUGUUGGCUUCAAUCGGAAGAUGAACAUGCGUGGAAGUCGCCUGUCGGUGCGUAGCAGCACUGCCGAUUCCGUGCAUUCAACGUCCUCCUCGACGAAGACGGAAACCGAUGAGGACAAUACGGAUCGGCCUUCGCCACCGCUGCUCCUGGCCCACCAUCACCUUCUGCACCAUCAGUCGAACGGGGUGGGAGGUGGUGGAGCGAAUGGUGGUACCGUGGGCGAUGGUGGUGGUGGUGGUGGAGGCAGUAGUAGUAGCAGUUGCAGCAGCAGCACUUCCGGCAAUGGCAGCAUCACCGGGAGCAGCGGGCAUCAUCACCAUCACCACAAUCCGGCGCACCGGUAUAGCGCCAACAUCGAGCGGAUCAAGGAGAUGAUGAUUUCGAGCUCGGCGGAAGAUGAGAGUGGGUUCAGCUCGAUGAACUCGUUCCAGGAGAUCGGGUUACCGCUGGUCAACUCCACGAUGCUGUCGUCGGUGGGAAGCAGCCACGGUGUGAGCAAUGGCUCCCUGGGCGGCGGUUCGUCCUCGUCGACCGACGGUGGCAGUAGCAGCAAUAGUGGCGUAACCGGUGGCGGUACAAACACCUUCGGCGUGUCGGAUGACUCAUCGGAGCUGCGUGAAAAUACCGUCAUUCCGACGACACUCAACGGUGGUGGUGGUCACAGUGGCAAUGGUAGCGUCAACAAACUGGGCAUUCCAGCCUCGCCGGCCAAAGCAUCGUCGACUGUCAGCUCCGUGAGCAAUGGGAGCGCCGUUGCCGCCAGCAGCACCACCACGGCACCGAAUGGAUCGCCACUCCGGGUGACACAAACGGCCAGCUACGAACACCAUACGCACUUCGUCAACCACCGCCGAUGGGACUCGGCACCGGUAGUGCCACCGAAGCUGAAGAUCCACGCCAGCGAAACCGACACCGUGUCACGGGUGCUGUGGGUGUAGCAGAGAUAGAAACGGCACGACGGUGGAGGACCCCUCACCGAGCGCCGUCGACCGUCAGGAGGAUUCCUGGCAUUUUUGUCCUUCUGUGUCUGCACCGUGUAGCUGUCCACCCGGUUCGCCUAUUUUUAUAAACCAGUUCUACUUCUUCUAUCGCCAUUAACUCCAUUCGAUUUAUAACUUCCUCGCAUCGACACCCCAUUUUUUGUUUUGGUUUCAAUCACCCAAUCUCAAUCAAUCCUUCCCAAACUACAAGCAAGCACUUCAAGCAGGUCGAAUAUAACAUUACAUUGAUUGCAUUUAACUAUGAGCAGUAACUGGCGGUACCUUUCUACAGGUCGCAACCCAACCGUUCCAUUCUGGAGUGCAAUGGACAAUGAUCUGUUGUUACGUACGAGCGUGCGGAUGUAAUUCCGGCCACAGUUUUCACAGUGAUUAAACUUUAACUUAUCGAAUGAAUGUAGAUUAAAAACAGGGAGAAAAAUCUUACAUAGCAUUUCGCACGAAAGCGAAAUACCGUGAAUUUGUACAUUUUAAGAAGUCAUGUAAUAAGAAUCUAGGAAUAAAAGGUCUGAAGCGCAUUUGCGUACUUGGCAAAACAAGUACCCGUGCAGCCGGACCUAGGCAUAAGUGGGAAACCGAUUUAUUCGACUACACUGCGUAAGGAUAAAGGGAAACGAAAUGAAAACUGUAUUCCACGACGUUUCGCAAUUCGCUCGAACGAGGAAGAGGAGAUAUUCUCUUUUUUUUAUUACUACACACAACCAAAGCUGUCAAUAUAUACAAAGAUUCUGAUGAAAAUUGAUAAAGAUUGUCCCGUGAGGGACAACAGAAAAUGAAAUAGUGGCGCUUCCAAAGGGGGUAGAGGAAAUCAAAACGAUUCGAAGAAAUUCGUGUGUGUGUUGCGCAACGUUAGGCAGCAUUAAUCUGAUCCCAUGAAACGUACUCUGGGUAGGGACAUAACUCUACGCACGAAUCGGUUUUAAUGUGUAUUAAUUAUGAUCAUCAUGUACGGUAGAUUAACAAUUGAUAAUUUUAUAGUGAGUCAUACUGGGCCGUAUUAGAUCUGGAGAAAAUAAAUGAUAAACAAUUUUGUUGUAUCCGCAAGAACAGGGAAUCAAGUUUUUGUUUAUGUGUCCUUACCGAGGAAAAAUAGAAUCGCCGUAGACAUAGACAUAGUGAUGAAAUGCGUAGCGUUAUAGUAGGAAAGCUAUGUCACAGUACGACCUACAACCAGCAUUUAAACCCAUAAUUAUGUAAUAAUACAAGAUACGUUUUAUUUUAUCAGCGGAUUGCCAAGACGGUGGUAUUGACUACCGGGAAGCGUCCAAAACUGUAGAGUAGAGGUGAACAAUAGCUACUUACGUAAAUUAUGAAACACACUUUGCAACGUAGGAAAACAAAAGUAAAAAAAAAACAUAAUGUGAGCAAAUAAUAAGCCGCUGGGCAAAACAGGACUUUCGUAAAAUUAGACAAACAAACCAAACAAACACCAAUGCAAAGUGAUAACGUACGGUUAGGGAUCGCUUUGCCGAACCGAUAGCGGUAGAUGAUAUUUUUGAAAAAUUCAGUUUUUCUCCUUCUUUUCAUGGUACAAAAUGAUAGUACACCCUUUUUCCAGUU
Anopheles coustani is the source of this 4973-nucleotide messenger RNA. Its product is annotated as sericin 1-like. Bases 753 to 3353 code for a protein of 866 amino acids. The transcript is spliced from 5 exons. The record is from RefSeq and is a predicted model, not a curated record. NCBI's taxonomy places the organism in Eukaryota, Metazoa, Arthropoda, Insecta, Diptera, Culicidae.